Cavenderia fasciculata is the source of this 879-nucleotide messenger RNA. RefSeq lists its product as uncharacterized. The coding region runs from base 1 to 879 and encodes 292 amino acids. The transcript has 5 exons. NCBI's taxonomy places the organism in Eukaryota, Evosea, Eumycetozoa, Acytosteliales, Cavenderiaceae. The record is from RefSeq and is a predicted model, not a curated record.
AUGACUACUAAAAAGAUUAAUUUAAUCAACAAAGAGAGAUAUAAUACAAAGUAUUCAAAUAUCUCAUUAGCAAUGAAGACAAAUGUAUCACCAUUAUAUCAAUCAUUUGAAAGAUUGAAAAAGAGUAGUAGUUUAUUUAUAUGGGUAGUGAUUCAAUCGAUAGUAAACGUUGGUAUUGCCAACGGUCAAAGAGUAGACGAUGGAGUUGUUAAUGCAGAUGAUUUCAACUCUAUGACAUUCAAACAUUACCUUAUUAUCAUAUUUAUAGUUGCUGGGAUGUUAUUUAUAACAGUUUCAAUGAUACAACUAAGAACAAGAUUAAAAGCAAACAUGAUUGAUAGAAUACCAAGAAAGAUUAUGCCAUUUUUAAGACCAGGUGAUUUAUCACAUAAACAAAGAACAACUAUAUUGAAUGAAUUGGUUAAAUCAAAGCAAACUGCAAGUCAAAUUAAACCACAAAUAGGUGAUCAUCCAAUUGGACAUUUGGGUUGGGGUGCACCAACGUCAGAGUAUGCUAAAGUACAUUUUAAAACAUCGAUUGCAAAGUCUUGGAUUAUCCUCGAAAGAGCUGCCAUACAUUAUGACCCUUCUCUGGUGAGAGAGUCUAAAAUGUGUAUUCGAGACUAUGUAAAUAUGUUGACUGAUCGUUGUUCGCAUUUGAAUCGAUCACUUGCUCGUAUCUAUAUAGACACUUAUGAAAGGGCAAGAUUCAGUGAGGAUGAAUUCACUUUGGAUGAAUACAGUACAUUUAUGAAGAAAUUCUUUGUUUUGAUUCAAGAUUUGGAAAAAGAUAAUAAUAAUAAUAAUAAUAUUGGUGUUGGAUCAAGCAAUAGUGUACAUGUUGAUAAUAAUAAUAAUAUUAGAUCACCACCAAAAUAA